AUGGUGCUGCGCCCGGGGAUCCAGUCCAAGACGCAGGCGGAGCUGGACGCCGUCGUGGGCCGCGGCCGCGCCAUCUCCGACGCCGACGUGGCCCGGCUGCCCUACCUGCAGCGCGUCGUGAAGGAGACGCUCCGCGUGCACCCGCUCGGCCCGCUGCUCUCGUGGGAGCGCCUCGCCGUGCACGACGCGGUGGUCGGAGGCCACCUCGUCCCCGCGAGCACCACGACUAUGGUCAACAUGUGGGCCAUCGCGCACGACCCCGCGGUGUGGGCGGACCCCUCCGCGUUCCGGCCCGAGCGGUUCGAGGAGGAGGACGUGAGCGUGCUGGGCGGGGACCUCCGGCUCGCGCCGCUCGGGGCCGGGCGGCGCGUGUGCCCUGGCAAGACUCUGGCGCUUGCCACCGUCCACCUCUGGCUCGCGCAGCUGCUGCACCGCUUCCAGUGGGCGCCGGCGGUGGAGGGAGCUGCGGCGGCAGGAAGUGGCGGUGGAGGGAGCUGCGGCGGCAGGAAGUGGCGGCGGCAGGAAGUGGCGAGGAGGCGGAGGAACACGCCGGGGCACAGGCGGCGGCGGAGCAUCGGCGCCGGUUUGAUGGUUUCGCUUUGCACUGGGCUACUGCAGUUUGAUCUUUGCUGCUGGAGAAGCCCUGGGCUGCCUGCUGAUGGUGGGUUUUGUAAGUUUCAGGCGUUCAUCGUGUUGAUUUUGAAACUCACGUAA
Molecule: messenger RNA, 714 nt
Organism: Miscanthus lutarioriparius
Lineage: Eukaryota; Viridiplantae; Streptophyta; Magnoliopsida; Poales; Poaceae
Source: the annotation of a GenBank genome assembly